Molecule: messenger RNA, 486 nt
Organism: Komagataella phaffii GS115
Lineage: Eukaryota; Fungi; Ascomycota; Pichiomycetes; Pichiales; Pichiaceae
Product: Delta subunit of the central stalk of mitochondrial F1F0 ATP synthase
Exons: 1
Coding region: 1-486 (161 amino acids)
Biological process (GO): proton motive force-driven ATP synthesis
Molecular function (GO): proton-transporting ATP synthase activity, rotational mechanism
Source: RefSeq, a predicted model, not a curated record
AUGUUCAGACAAUCGAUUAGAAGCAUUACUAGAGGAGCCAAUUUGAUGGCCAAGAGAACUUACGCUGAGGCCGCUGCCACUAGCGAUGUUCUCAAGGUUUCUUUGGCUCUGCCUCAUGAGACUAUAAUUGACAAUAAGGAGGCUGCCCAAGUCAACCUACCUGGUGCCUCUGGUGAACUGGGUGUUUUAGCUAACCACGUUCCUAUCGUCGAGGAAUUAAAACCAGGUGUCGUAGAGGUUCUUGACUCUGCUGGAAAGUCUGACAAGUAUUUCAUUUCUGGUGGUGUCGCUUCUAUUCAACCAAAUUCCAAGUUGUCUAUCUCAACCAUUGAAGCUUUCACUUUGGACUCUUUCUCUGCCGAGGAGAUCAACCGCUUGUUAGCUGAGUCCCAAAAGAAUGUAUCCUCUGCUGACGAAGCUGUUGCUGCCGAGGCCGCCAUUGAAGUUGAGGUUUUGGAGGCUUUACAGGCUGUUGUAAAGAAAUAG